AUGUCAGCUCCAGCCAACUUAUACCCUGGUUUAAAUGAUUUAGCUGAUAUCUUUGAAGAAAUCCCCAUAGAAAUAAUUAAAUAUCUUACCUUAUUACAUGAAAUUGAUGCAAAAUGUACGAACGUAUUACCCACUUUGUCUAGUUCAAUAGAUAAACUUCUAGAUAAUGAUAAUAAGGAUAAACCAACAUUAAUGGAAAUAAAUACUUUAUUGGAAGAACUCAUGCCUUCAUUGGAAGAAAAAAUGCAUGUUUCUUCGUUGAUGUGUGAACUAAUAAACACACUGGAUAAGAGAUUAGAAUUGGCAUACGAGGUUGCUAUCAGAAAUGAAGAGAUUCCAAGUAGUGUUAGAUUGGGUCUAGAUAACCAUCCUGCUAUGCAUCUGCAUCAUGAAUUGAUUCAAUCUUUGAAUAAACCAUCUCAUUCUCAUAGAAAUACAAGAUCUACACAGAAUACUAGAAGUGAAGCUAAGAAAGAAACACAGUCAAAUAAUAAUAAUAAAAAGGAAAAACAAUCUUCAUCACAAGAUAAUAAUAAAAGAGGUACAACAAAUACUUCUUCUUCCAAUAUUUCAAAUAACAACAAUAGUAGUCAUAACACUGGUAGUGCCUCUGCCACGACAUCUUCAAAACGGAGAUCAAAUAAUAGUAACAGUAAUAGUCACAGUAAUGGCAGUAGUAAUGCUAAUUCCUCCACAUCAAGACAACAAAAAGGCAAUUCCAGGAAUAAUUCUAAAUCAACAAACGAUGUAGCAACGCCCACACUAAGGGUCAAUGAAUAUGGGGAACCUGUCUAUUGUUACUGUAAUCAAGUAGCAUAUGGUGAAAUGGUUGGAUGUGAUGGAGAAAACUGUGAGUUGGAAUGGUUCCAUUUACCAUGCAUAGGUUUGACCACAUUGCCUAAGGGUAAAUGGUAUUGUGAUACAUGUAAAGCCAAAGUACGCCAAUCACAUUGA
This is a messenger RNA of Arxiozyma heterogenica, 954 nucleotides long. It is a transcript of the gene PHO23, whose product is annotated as Pho23p. The transcript has a single exon. Gene Ontology annotation, biological process: regulation of DNA-templated transcription. Bases 1 to 954 code for a protein of 317 amino acids. Gene Ontology annotation, cellular component: histone acetyltransferase complex; nucleus. The record is from RefSeq and is a predicted model, not a curated record. Lineage: Eukaryota; Fungi; Ascomycota; Saccharomycetes; Saccharomycetales; Saccharomycetaceae. Gene Ontology annotation, molecular function: histone acetyltransferase activity.